CAGGCACAGAGGCCGCCGUCCUAUCACCGGAAACACAGAGAUAUCGGGUAGCUACCGACUUAGUGCCGUUACGUGCUAAGCCUGGUGCAUACCUCCUUAUCUCUGCCCUGCCUUGGGCAGCAUAGGCAGGCUCAGAUAGUCCCGAAUCGCUGCUUGCUCCAUCGAUGCGUAGCGGACAUGCGUGCUCUGGGUUGUCGCCAGUCCGCUCGGCCCAGCGGUCGAUUGGGACUGGAAGCCCCGGCACGAUACCGUAUGUACCUCGCCCUGGGAUUAGGUUAGGUAAGGAUAAGUUAAGUCGCUCCGACUGCUCGGAACAUCCGGUCAUCGCAGUCAGGCGCUCCUCCUCUCAACUCUUCCUCAGGCUAGCCUAGGUGCGAGACCACCGACCAAAUCCCCCCCUUCAUUCGGCCUCCUCCCCAUCGCUCCUCUCUCACCUCCGCUAUCCUCACUGAAUCGGCUCGACUCUUCUAUAAAACCAGUGUCCCUCCCGCGAUCCCUACAUAAAUCCUGCCACUAUUGCUGUUGCUAUUAUCUUUGCCCUUGUCAUCGACAGAACAAGUGACAUUUGUCUAGCCUUACCAUAAUAUUUCAUCCCUCCACCCAUUCACAUAUAAUACCAUCGGUCUCCCCCCUCCCCCUUCUGUGCAUCCUCACUGACCUCCCGCCUCCCGCCUCCCCCUCUUACCGACCCCCCGUCGGUUGUGAAAAUGGCAACUCCAGGUUCGGGCACAGGCGGUGAAGCAGGCAUAGCGGACGUUCUUCAGGCCCUUAAGGCCAUUCAAGAGAGCCAGAGUAGACUAGAAACCGAGUUUGAAUCCGUUUCUCGACGUCUUGAUGCGAUUGCUCCCACCGUCCCUGGAGCGAGCAGUGGCCUAGAAAAGAAGACUCCUCCUCAACUUGCUACUAGAAUUCCAACCACCCCGACCCAGAUCUCCCUAGGUGCAGGCGAGUCUGAUGCUGGCAGCACCACCCCCACCAGCAAAGAAGCGGUCCAGGCACAGACAUCGGGGUUCACGUCUCGGAUUAUCCUUACUACGUAUCCCAAACAGACUGGUAUCGAUCCACUGCCUCUUCGAUGGGGGGCUCCGGACGCGACCGGCCGUGGGCCGGUGGUCGUAUCCCGCUCGUCGUCCACCAUCCGAAGACGCAAUGCACACGGCGGUUCCUAUUCCAUUUAUUUCGCUCUGGCUCUCGCCAGCAAGCAGCUUAAUGCUAAUCACAGACCGGAUUUCACGAACACGGAACCGGCUGUCAAUAUCGGCCCUUUCCCUCAAUGGGGUGACAAGAAGAAAAUCGUCGCCAUGGAUCCCUGGGGUCAUCUAGCUCCGUGGCUGUUCUCUGACGUUAUGGAGAAAGAGAACAGUAAGCGUCGACCCGCUGGAUGCCUUCCGGAGCUCGAGGAGAGCGUUCGAAGUGGCAGACUUGUCCCCGAUGGGAAGGUCUGCCUGAACGAGAUGGGAGAGCUGGCGGUGACCAAAUUCGCAGUUGAGCCGGUUUGGUAUCUCCCCGGGGUAGCCGAGAGAUUUGGCAUAGACGAGGGGGUCCUAAGACGGUCGUUGUUCGAGCAUACCGGCGGCAGUUAUCCAGAGCUUAUCACACGCGGUGACAUCAAAGUCUUCCUACCUCCAAUCGGUGGGCUAACCGUCUAUUGCUUCGGGGACCCGGCAAAGAUGUCGGACGAAAAAUGUAGAUUGGCCCUGCGUGUCCACGAUGAGUGCAACGGCAGUGAUGUGUUUGGCUCCGAUAUAUGUACUUGCAGGCCCUAUCUCAUCUUCGGCAUCGAGGAGGCCGUCAAAGAAGCGCAGAACGGCGGGAGUGGUGUCGUCAUCUACUUCAGAAAGGAGGGGCGGGCUCUAGGCGAAGUCACGAAGCGUGGCGAGGAUCGCGCUUCAGACUACUUCAAGCGAACGGAAAACAUUGCGGGAGUGAAGGACAUGCGCUUCCAGGCUCUAAUGCCCGACAUCCUGCACUGGCUCGGCAUCAAGAAGAUUGACAGGAUGCUGAGUAUGAGCAAUAUGAAGUACGAUGCCAUCGUUGGCCAGGGCAUCCCUAUCCACGAGAGGGUGGAACUCCCCGAAGACUUAAUCCCUGCAGACUCGCGGGUUGAGAUUGAUGCCAAGAUUACUGCCGGUUACUUCACUACGGGCCACAGGAUGACCGCGGACGAAUUGAGUGCGGUGCAGGGCCGGAUUUGGGAAGACAUCGACCAUUAGGGAGUGCCGACUAGGAUGGAGACGGCGGCACGUCGGUUCUCGGCAUAAGGAAUCAACCCCGGACUACGCGGACUAGAUACAUUUUGUACCGUUCGGAAUCUCGAUCUUCCCCCACCCCCAUCCUUACUAUUGCCACACGUAGGACUGAUACGUAGGGACAUAGUCUAUGUAUGGGUGGAUGGGUGUGUGUAUGUGUGUAUGUAUGUAGGAAUGUAUGCAUGCAUGCAUCGUGAGAGACGCACCUAGGGCUGUCCGUAGUGUCUUACGUCUUGUGACCUCGCCGCCAUCCGUGAUAUCUUAUAGG
Durotheca rogersii is the source of this 2517-nucleotide messenger RNA. RefSeq names its product putative GTP cyclohydrolase II. The transcript has 16 exons. Gene Ontology annotation, molecular function: GTP cyclohydrolase II activity. NCBI's taxonomy places the organism in Eukaryota, Fungi, Ascomycota, Sordariomycetes, Xylariales, Xylariaceae. Gene Ontology annotation, biological process: riboflavin biosynthetic process. The record is from RefSeq and is a predicted model, not a curated record. The coding region runs from base 708 to 2213 and encodes 501 amino acids.